AUGCGUAACACCGCCUCUGCUCUAACACCUACUCCUCCAUCUUGUCCCACCUCUCUCAAAAGGAAGAGAUCAGCAGGAAGACGACCUUCCACAAAUACUAUUUCCUUCUCCUCUCCUUCUACUGAUCCUAAGGAAAUCUUAGACAAAACUCCUACACCAGAACGUUCUCCACCUCCUCCAGAACGUUCUCCAGAACAUAUCCCAUCACCUUCCACUCUUUUUGCUCAAACAUCUGGCACAGUCCCUUCACAUAUUCCCUCUUAUUCUCAAACACCUCACUGCCCUACACAUGACUUUAGUACUUUCUUGUAUAAUCCUCUUCUCUCUACCAUGUCUCCAUUGUUUGUUUCACCACAAAAAACCAGUUCAUCCAUUUUCGGCGUAAGUCAGUUUUUGAAAUUUCCUGCUACUGUUGGCCCCUCUACCUCAUCUGUUGGUCCCCUACCAUCUAUUUCAUCUUCUUUUGCCUCUAUUCCAUCCUUAUCUACCAUGCCUAUUCCUUCCAACACAAUUGUUGCUACCUCUUCUCAACCCUCCGCUCAUCUUCCCCCCACUUCCACCCUAGCUGCACCCUCCAACUCUGAUAUCAUGGCUGCUCUCCAGAUCAUCAUGGCAAAACAAAUUCAGCAUUAUCAAGAGACUGCUUUACUCAGAACUUGGAUGGCUGAUCACCUUGCUCCCAAGCUGGGAAUUCCACCUCCGCCUCCUCACCCGGUGCCACCUCCUUCUCAGAUCCCUCAUCCUAGAAAAUCCUCCUCCUCAGAAGGAUCUUCUCCCUCCCUAGCAUCUUAG
Molecule: messenger RNA, 792 nt
Organism: Cicer arietinum (chickpea)
Lineage: Eukaryota; Viridiplantae; Streptophyta; Magnoliopsida; Fabales; Fabaceae
Source: RefSeq, a predicted model, not a curated record